Messenger RNA from Rhizopus microsporus ATCC 52813, 1002 nucleotides. RefSeq lists its product as uncharacterized. The record is from RefSeq and is a predicted model, not a curated record. Bases 46 to 870 code for a protein of 274 amino acids. The transcript has 3 exons. NCBI's taxonomy places the organism in Eukaryota, Fungi, Mucoromycota, Mucoromycetes, Mucorales, Rhizopodaceae.
CUUUCUUUUCUCUAUUUUUAUUUCUUUAUUUACUUACGUGGGCGCAUGACUCAUACAACCAUUAUUCAAGAAAAUCCAUUACAAGAAGAAGCUUUGGCAGAGGGACUAAUUCGAUUAAGACAAGAAAAGGCAGAGGAUGAACAAGAAAAAGAUAACCAAGAAAAUGAAAUGAUUAAAUUUUCUCGAGAAUCAUUACACAGUUUUCAAUUUUCAACAAACAUACCGCUUUCAAGAAAACUACAUGAAACUUGUACUAUUUUAAGAACUCACUUGAAAACAAAAACAGCGGAUGCACCAAACCAUUCUGGCAUAAAGCCAAGGAGCAGGACAUUGCCAUCUGUCUACUCCUCUCCCGCUUCUUCUUCUUGCUCUUCAUUUUACAGCUUCCAAGAAGAAGAAGAAGAAGCAGAGGAGGAACAAAUUUACGUCCCACAUUUACACAACAGAACGAGACAGCAACAAAAUCAGGCUAUAUUAACAACAUAUGAUGAUUUUCGCAUAAUUAUCACCAAUGGUAUAGCAAAGGAUGUUCUUGUCAGUCACGAUCACGAUCAACAAGAACAGCUUAUCGGAAAACAAGUCAUCGAGAACCUAAUUGAUCCUUCUUACCAAAACCGGUUAAAAUCAAUUAUUGUGAAACGGAGAAAAGAGGCACUCCAUAGUAGCAGUAUUCAUGCAGAUGAAGGCACAGUGAUUGUCUGCGGAGAAAUUAUUCCCAUCAUCAAAUUGGACGGAACCAAGUCGUCUGCUUCUUUAUGGUUAAAGGAAAAAAAGAAUGAACUGGGCCAAUCUGUUUUCAUCUGGAUAUUUGAAGAGGUUUAUGAAAGUACUCUGACCAUUCGAGUCAAUGACGAGGUAAGUUACCUCUAGACAAGACCUUUGUCUUUUUGUAAUCAAGACUAUUCAAGGGUAACAUACAUCAUAUUUUGGACAAGAAUGGGUUAAAAGAUCUUUAUGGCUAUGAUACAGAUGAGAUCUUGAAUGAGCCAUUAUCCAAGCUGA